This is a messenger RNA of Gekko japonicus, 291 nucleotides long. Its product is annotated as protein S100-A6-like. The record is from RefSeq and is a predicted model, not a curated record. NCBI's taxonomy places the organism in Eukaryota, Metazoa, Chordata, Lepidosauria, Squamata, Gekkonidae. Gene Ontology annotation, molecular function: calcium ion binding; S100 protein binding. Gene Ontology annotation, cellular component: nucleus; perinuclear region of cytoplasm; cytoplasm.
AUGGCAUGCCCCCCCGACCAAGCUCUUGCCCUCCUGGUUGCUGUUUUUCACAAGUAUACAGGUGAAGAAGGUGACAAGACCUCCUUGAACAAGAAGUUGAAGGAACUGAUUCAGAAGGAGUUGACCAUUGGACCACACUUGAAUGCUGAGAUUUAAUGACUGAUGGCUAAUCGGGAUCGUAAUAAAGACCAGGAGGUGAACUUCCAAGAAUAUGUGAACUUCCUCGGUGUCCUGGCAAUGAUUUACAAUGAGGCAUUGAAGGGCCUUGAUGAACAGGAAGUACCUCUGUAA